This is a messenger RNA of Elephantulus edwardii (Cape elephant shrew), 1232 nucleotides long. RefSeq names its product transmembrane emp24 protein transport domain containing 7 (gene TMED7). The record is from RefSeq and is a predicted model, not a curated record. Gene Ontology annotation, biological process: endoplasmic reticulum to Golgi vesicle-mediated transport; intracellular protein transport; Golgi organization. The transcript is spliced from 3 exons. NCBI's taxonomy places the organism in Eukaryota, Metazoa, Chordata, Mammalia, Macroscelidea, Macroscelididae. Bases 1 to 675 code for a protein of 224 amino acids. Gene Ontology annotation, cellular component: Golgi apparatus; COPII-coated ER to Golgi transport vesicle; endoplasmic reticulum.
AUGCUACGGUCGGGGUCCGCGCAGCUCUGGGCAGCCGCAGCGGGCCGCUGGGGCUGCAGGCUGCUAGCAUUGCUGCUGCUGGUGCCGGGGCCCGGCAAAGCCUCUGAGAUCACCUUCGAGCUCCCCGACAACGCCAAGCAGUGCUUCUAUGAGGACAUCAUACUGGGCACAAAAUGCACCCUCGAGUACCAGGUGAUUACUGGAGGUCACUAUGAUGUAGAUUGCCGGUUAGAAGAUCCUGAUGGUAACGUGCUGUACAAGGAGAUGAAGAAACAAUAUGAUAGUUUUACUUUCACAGCCUCCAAAAACGGGGCAUACAAAUUUUGUUUCAGCAAUGAAUUUUCUACUUUCACACAUAAAACUGUGUAUUUUGAUUUUCAAGUUGGAGAGGAUCCACCUUUGUUUCCUAGUGAGAACCGAGUUAGUGCUCUUACUCAGAUGGAAUCUGCCUGUGUUUCAAUUCAUGAAGCUCUGAAAUCUGUCAUCGACUAUCAGACUCAUUUCCGAUUAAGAGAAGCUCAAGGCCGAAGCCGAGCAGAGGAUCUAAAUACAAGAGUAGCCUAUUGGUCAGUGGGAGAAGCUCUUAUUCUUCUGGUGGUUAGCAUAGGGCAGGUGUUUCUUCUGAAAAGCUUUUUCUCAGAUAAAAGAACCACUACAACACGUGUUGGAUCAUAACUACUUCAUAACUACGUUUUGAGAAUUAAUGCACUAUUGCCACUGUAAUAUUGCUGUUCUCUAAUUGAUUUUAGAUGCUGAUGAACUUAACAUUGGCAACAUUUUUAAAAUCUUACUCAUAUAGUUAUUGAGGGGAACAUACAAUGCUUAUCCCCAACUGUGGAAAGGACACAUUUUUUUCUUUUCUCAUUUGUAAAGGUGAAAAAACUUUGGAACUUAUUUUGGGCUAUUCAUGUUAAAAAUUCAACACCAAUGAUCUACUCUUCUUGGUUGUUUAUAUCUACUCUUCACACAGUAAACUUUGGUAUUUUGAUUACUUUUAACCGUUUAAAUGUACUUUUUCUUAUAGGUGGUUAAUAUUUUUAAAACUUUAAGAUUUGCAGUCCAUAAAUAUAUUUUGGAGGAAGAAAAUUGCCCUUUAAUUGUUUAUAGUGAAUAAAGUUUUGUGUUUUAAGAAAACCCAGUGUCACUAGCUAUAGUUAAAACCCUGUUCUGCACUGUUUAAUUUUUUAGGAAAGAAGAAAAAAAAUCCUACCUGGAAAGAUUAGUUAAUAUUG